This is a messenger RNA of Suillus plorans, 1972 nucleotides long. RefSeq lists its product as uncharacterized. Lineage: Eukaryota; Fungi; Basidiomycota; Agaricomycetes; Boletales; Suillaceae. The transcript has 6 exons. The coding region runs from base 166 to 1596 and encodes 476 amino acids. The record is from RefSeq and is a predicted model, not a curated record.
CGAGUCUUUCCCACAGGCACUGAAUAACUCACAAAAGUGGAAUUGGAGUACUAGAUUAUUCCUUACCCAAGCAAGGGAGAACAUCACGGCAGACGCCAUCGCAGGUGUUCCUAGCUGAACAACGUUGAAGCUGCGCGGAAGCUCCUUGACAACUUGUAUAAUCAGAUGCAGGUGGACAAGGUCGCAGACACGAUCGCUAAUCACGGGCCGCCUGUUCCCGACAAAAACGAGCGGCCGCGAUUCCUGUUUGCUGUGAAGAUUGUUAUGGCGGAGGACUUGGUACCACUUGAUAGUAGUCCGUCCUCGUUGCUAGACACCUUCGUGACGCUCAGUGACGAGGCUGGGAAUCGCCUUGUGAAGACGAGGACGAUUUAUGAGAGCUUGAACCCGCGUUGGGAAGAGACUCACGACAUAUCGAUCGACAAGCCUUUAUGGUUAAUGUGCAGCAUACGUGAUCGCGCGCUCGUGGGUCAACAUGACGUUGUUGGCCGGUCCUUCAUAUGCCUCAAUCCCAAGGAAUUUGGUGAUUUCUUGACCCAUGAUGUAUGGCUGAACCUUGAGAACACCAACAAUGGCCACCAAGGGAGGAUACUUCUUCGAAUCAGUAUGGAAGGGGAGAAGGAUGACGUGCAGUUCUACUUUGGCCGGGCUUUUCGAUUCCUAAAGCGGAGUGAGGGAGACAUGAUGCGGAUAUUCAUUGACAAAAUGUCACCAUAUAUACGACAAUCACUGUCCCGACCUGUCCUCAAAACCUUGAUCAAAGCCGGAUCUCUGGGGCUGGAUUACAACAAGGCACUCGGGAAUGUCACAGCGCUCUAUCGCUCAGCACUGGGCUCCAACGCCAGUGAGGUGCAGAUACCUCUUCCUCACAACGAGAAAUCUCGUGUUCGGCCCGAGGAACUCACUGACGUAGAGAUUGAACGCGCGAUCAUUCCUCUGUUCGAUUAUUUCGACGCCAACCUUCAUAUUCUCAACACCUAUCUUAGCGAGACUGCAAAAGAUAUGGUGAUGAUGAGGGUCUGGAAGGAGAUCCUAGUCAUAAUAGAGGGUCUACUCAUACCGCCGUUGUCCAAGCUCUCUAGCGACAUGAAACCACUCAGCGACAAGGAGGUAGACAUAGUUUUCAAGUGGUUGAAGUUUCUCCGCGACUAUUUCUAUGCGGAAGGCGAAGGCGUUUCGCUGGAAAAGCUACAGAACCAGAAAUAUCGGGAUGUUGUCUCUAUUCGUUUGUACUAUGACUGGCAUACGGAUACUCUCAUGGAAGAGUGCGUACGCACCAUGCAGCAAAGCUUGCGCGAAGCUGUUCCUAUCAAGAAGCGCGUGAAGAGUGUAUACAACCAGCGGAAUCUGGGGACCAUUAAGGAGCGCAAGAAGGUGAAGAAAGAGGAGAAGGAAGUCUCGAACGGUGAAACUAUUAUGAGAAUUCUUCGCAUGAGACCAAACACACAAGAGUUCAUUGCCCAGCAGCUUGAAAUGAUGACAACUGUGCAAGCCGAGCGCGAACGUGCACAAGUUGACAGACAGCCGCGAAGAUCUCAACGACCGCGGCAGGCGGAAAUUUCUCAAGUUCCGCCACUGCCCUCCGCUGCCUCGUAGCCUUUGUACAUUGUACACCGUAUACCUUGCAAGCCCUUUGUACGCAUAUGUUGACGUAUCUCGGGGUGGGAUGAUGUAUUUACAUACACGUGUGUCCAAGAACUAAAUUAUUACAGACUCUCUAGUGGAGUGGACAAUAACUAACGUACGAGAGGCUGCGGAAACUAGGUCGACUGGAUUGAGAAAGUACAAAACUCGACGCAAUGUCUACACGUGUAUCAAGAUCAAUCUGGUGUAGGCGUUCAAUAUUCAAUCCUUUUGUUGAGCUGACGAUAGUGUUUGGUCAUUAUUGAAUACAUGGCUGUUUCGAAGAUACGAGCAACCUUGUUCUUUUCGAAUCACAGUGCUGGUAUUACGAAUCCUAUUUUAACUAUCA